This is a messenger RNA of Schistocerca serialis cubense, 3913 nucleotides long. Its product is annotated as zinc finger protein 99-like. Gene Ontology annotation, molecular function: DNA-binding transcription activator activity, RNA polymerase II-specific; RNA polymerase II cis-regulatory region sequence-specific DNA binding. The record is from RefSeq and is a predicted model, not a curated record. The transcript is spliced from 7 exons. Lineage: Eukaryota; Metazoa; Arthropoda; Insecta; Orthoptera; Acrididae. Gene Ontology annotation, cellular component: nucleus. Gene Ontology annotation, biological process: regulation of transcription by RNA polymerase II. Bases 152 to 1801 code for a protein of 549 amino acids.
CAGCAACAGAUGACUGUAGAGUUUAGUAGUUCGUGUCAUGCGUUUGUACGGUACUAUGUUGCGUUUUAUGUGUAAUAUGUAAGUGAUUUGAUGGUGGAGACAGGAAAUCACGGAAAGACGCAUAUUGAGUGUGUGGAUUAGGAGAGCACUCAUGGACUCCAAGGGAACUAGUUGGCUGAAAAAAGAGAAGAAUGAAGUAUAUGCUGAACCAGGCUCCUUGGUUCAGUUACACACAUCUACCAUGAAAGUAAAAGAAGAAUUGGAUGAGCAAGUGAACCAACAGUUUCUUCAAGAUCCACCAAGGAUUGUAAUGCCUAGUCUUCGUAUAAAGCAAGACCUAGAACUGAAACGGGAUUUAGAUGGCAUUGAGCAUGAUUGUCUUGAAGAUAAUUCGGUAAUCUCUCGGCCAAAUCAUUUUAUCAAGGAGGAUCCUGAACUAAAUUUGGAGGUGGCAGCCUCAAUAAGAAAUGCAUCUGAUAGUUUAAGUUUCAUUCAAAGUGCUGGUGACAGCUGUAACGUUUCGUAUCAAGAAGCAUUACAUCAAGGACUAGUCGAUGACGAUCUGGAGAUAGAUACAGAGAUGUCAACAGAUUUCAGUAUGUCCCAUAACUAUAGCAAGUUACGGACUUCACAAGAAGACAGCUUAUGUGGCACAAGAUUAAGUUGUAGCAUCAGGGAAAAGGAAUUCCAUAAGUUUAACUGUAGUUUCUGCCUACAGAGCUUCCCUUCAAAGUACAGACUCAUAAUGCAUAUCUUCAUCCACAUUGAUGGUGUGCAGGCACCUGCAUAUGUGUGUAAGUCAUGUGGUGAGGUAUUGCCCACUGAUGACAGCUUGAAAGAACAUUUGAGAAUGAGUGAGGGUGACCAAGCAUUAUCAGCUGCCAACAGUGAGAAACUUGAAUGUAGUGAUGACCAUGAAAACAACAUCUCCUUAGAAAGUGUAAGAGAGGAAAUUGUGGAACAGACUGAGAAGCAAUCUUCAUCCAAGGAAACCACGAAAACUUUAAGGAAAUCCUUUAGUGACACAAGCAAUACACAUACUGUGACACAAGUUGCAGAGCAACUCAGAUGUGAUGACUAUGGAAUUUUGUGUACAAGUGAUCAUGUUAAUGUCCACACUGUGCUAAGUGCAAAGAGACGUCACAAAUGUGAUGUUUGUGGCAAAUCGUUUAAUCGUUCAAAUAGUCUCAAGGUACACGAAUUAAUACACACGGGAAAGAGACCCCACGAAUGCCAUGUUUGUGGAAAAUCGUUUACUCAGUCGAGCAAUCUCAAAAGACACGAAUUAAUACAUACAGGAAAGAGACCCCAUGAAUGCAGUGUUUGUGGAAAAUCGUUUAUUCUUUUGGGCAGUCUCAAGGCACACGAAUUAAUACACACGGGAAAGAGACCCCACGAAUGCCGUGUUUGUGGAAAAUCGUUUACUCAGUCGAGCAAUCUCAGGACACAUGAAUUAAUACAUACAGGAAAGAGACCCCACGAAUGCGAUGUUUGUGGAAAAUCGUUUACUCAGUCGGGCAAUGUCAAGAGGCAUUUGUUGACACACAUGGGAAAGAGACCAUACAAAUAUAGUGUUUGUGGUAAAUCGUUUCCUCAAUGGGGCAGUCUCGAGAAACAUGAAUUAAUACACACUGAACAGGGACCACACAAAGUCAAUGUUGGUGGCAAAUCGUUUUCAGAACUGGGUCAUCUAAAAACACAGAAAUUAAUACACGCAGGAAUGAGCCCCCACAAAUAUACUUGCGGCAAAUAUUUUUCUUCCUCUGGUAAUCUGAAGGAAAUCAUUAGUACACACCGGUAAAUGAAAACACAAAUGUAGUAUUUAUGGCAAAUUGUAUAAAAACUCGAGUAACCUCAAGAAACAGCAAUCACUACACACUGAAAAAAAGGCUACACAGAUGUGAUAUUUGCUGGGAAUCUUUUACUCCAGUCUAUCAUCUUUAGAAGCAUGCAAUAAUACAUAUUACGUAGAGACCACUCAAAGUAUUGUUGAGGUCUGUAGACUUACACAUGUUCAAAGGAGACCACAAGUGUGUUACGAAUAUUGAUCGCAUGUGCUACAGAAAGGUCACAAAAAAAGGACAAAUCCGUUUUCACAGCUUCAUGUUCAAAGAAGUUGCAUACUAAAUACAAUAUAUGAAGCACACAAUUGCAAUUUUUUGUUGUAAAUGCUCCAUGCUAUAACGAUCUGUCUACCAGAAAUUGGGGCAUCGAAAGAUAUCUGUUUCUCGUUUGAGUAGAAGUCCUAUGCAGUAAUCAGGACUCUAUAUUCUUCAGGAGAAUUUACCAGUAUGUUGCUAGUUAUUUGUAAGAAACUGCCAUUUCAAUAUUCAUGAAGCUGUAGGCAGUACCCAGUCGACAGCAUAAAUGUGUUUAUUACACAUCCAUCACUCAGGCUAUUUUUCUCAACGAUGGAGAAAGAUACAAAAAUAUCAUGAUUAUGCAAACAUGUUACUGGGUAUGCCUCCUUAAUAGUAAUGCUAUUUGUGUGAUCAAAAUUUGCACACAUGUGAUCUGUGCUACUUCUACAUUAGGAAAUAACUGAUGGUGGCAAGUAUGCAGAGAUCAGGCAAAAAUUGUAAUCAUCUGCCUAGUAGCAUUUUGAUUCACCUUCAGACUGCAAUACAACAGUGCUUCCGUAUGGUGUGGACUCAUUAGUUCGCUGUUAGUUUUCCACUAGUAAAUUGGACUGUAUGUCUACACACGUCUCACACAGUUCCCAUUAACUGCAGGCUAUCAGUUUGUUGCUGUGUAGUUAGUAUGCAAUAGCAUCCCAAAUUCGUUUCGUAAUGACCAAAUGAGGUGGGAAAGACAACAGUGUGAGCUAUCAUGAUGCUCAAACCAUUGCAGUGUGAUUCUGACCUUGUGAUUUGGACAGUUAUCCUGCUGUAAGAUGUUGUCACUCUCAGGAAAUACAUCGAGCAUUAAGUGACACAGAGGUUGCAAUAAUGUUCGUGUUCUUCACAUCUGUCAUGGUGCUUCCAAUUAUGACCAGCUGCUUCUUGGCGUCUCAUAUGAAUAUCCCCCAUAGCAUGACAUUGCCACCAUCUUUCUGCACCUGUUGUGUUGUGCAUGUGUUGAACGACUGUUCAUCUGGAUGAUGGCACAUCUGGGCACAACCAUUAACUUGGUCCACAAGAAAUGUCACUUAUCCCAACAGGUGACACAUCUUUAUUGGUAUGCAGUCCAAUCUCAAUUAUCCCAUUCGUAUUACUCUAGUAACUGACAAGCAUUUUCUUCUGUAUCCACAGAUGGCCAUCAAUCCCACUUUACAAAGCAGCUAGGUUCUGAUCUCCUUGUUCUAGGAAAUGCAUGGUAAUCCUACAACCUUUUGUCAACUUGUGGAUAUCCCAUCUUUCAACAAUGUUCCAUAGAGGCUAAUGAUAGAAGCAUCUGAGCAGCCAACCACAUUCACUGUUUUUUAGAUGCACUUACCCAGGCACCAGGCAAAACCAUCUGAUCUUUGGCAAAGUUAUUUAUGCCAGUUUUUUACACGAACUGUAACUAGAAUGAUUACCCAUUCAUUGCUGGUUAUAUAGUUUCGUUACUACGUGACAUAACCAAAAUGCCACUGGGUAGCAUACACUCCUCCUAGGGAAGUGGGUAUAAUGAUUUCGAUCAACAGUGUAUCUUGACACAAAAGGAUCUUUUGGUACAUUGUGUAGUAAUUCAAAUUUUCGUGCUUCGUUAAAUUUUAUGCCAAUACACUAUUGUCAGUUUAAGUGCCAUAUUUCUUGUGAAAAAUAUUUGUGUUAAAAAAUCCCUGUACAUAAUUCUGAUUAAAUGAAGAUUAAUUUUAUGCAUCAAAUCUUUCAAUUAUUUGUCUGUUUUUAAAUAUCAUGUAACUACUGUACAAACAUCAGUGGCAAAACUGUCAUCAUGUAGUGUCAGAUUAUAAUUCCAACUGUUUGUA